GCGGGCACAGGUAAAUGCUUGACACCACGGCGAGGUUUUCUGCUGAUGCCUGGACCUGAUAAGGACUUCAAGUUAUCAUUCCUGAGAAACCGGAAACUGCAUAUGAAUCUUAACUUUCAGUUCUCAGAGCACCUUUUUCUGUUUUGGUUGUAACAACCUGAGAGUGAACAGUUGCUCGAUUUGGAGAAAACUUCUUGCUUACCUUUCCCAUAAGAAGAUAGUUUUGGGCGAGCUGCUUUUCUAACUUAAAAAACGGUGCACAACCCCAGAACUUUGAAUGUAUUUUACACUUCAGCCAGUCAAAAUGCCACAGUCUGUUGUCACAGAGAAGCAGCAACAUCCCGGAAGUCUCGGAGGAGCGGGCUGCACCACCGACAGCUACCGCCGUGAUUGCGGCGUUGUGGACGGUACACCUUCUCCCCAGUCGGGGGCUCAGCAGCAGCAACGACCGUACAAUAAGGUGUAUUUGUGCGCCGGAUGCGGCGGUCCUAUAGAGGAUAGGUACUACCUGCUGGCUGCGGAUCGUCAGUGGCAUACGGAUUGUCUACAGUGUUCAGAGUGUAAAAUAGCACUUGAUAGUGAACUGACGUGUUUUUCUAAGGAUGGAGGAAUAUACUGUAAACAACACUACUUCAGGAGGUUCGGUGUGACAAAAUGUGCCCGGUGUUGCACGGGCAUAGCAGCCCACGAGAUGGUCAUGCGAGCCCGUGAUCUCGUCUACCACCUCUCCUGCUUCACCUGCACCGCCUGCAACUUGGCUCUAACCCCGGGGGACUACUUCGGCAUGAGGGACUCCCACGUCUACUGCCGGCUUCACUACGAGACCGUAGUAAGCCCCAGGAGACACGGGGAGCAGACUCCCCUCCACCCCCACCAGCAACAGCAGCAGCAGCAGCAGCCACCGCAGCACCACCCAGGGUUGGCUUCUAACUACCAGGGCCCGUUGACCCCCGGGCCGUCACCGCCCUGCGCCUCGGGGCCGGCGACGUUCUACAACGGUAUGGGUGUCAGCGGACACAAGGGGAGACCUCGUAAGCGCAAGGGGGCUGAUUCUAUGGGCGACUACUGUAGAGACACUCCUGCACGGGAGUCAAAUCCAUUGUUUACGCCGUCUCACGGAUCACUGGUUGUUCCAACCCCUCCCCCGAUCAUCAGUCAAAAACCCAAGUGCCAAGCAGCGCGAUCACUCAUCGCUGCGUCGUGGGUCUAUCGCGCCGGACGAACGGGUCAGACUCAGCUACCGUGCGCCGGGUCUGGUCGACACCUCGGAAUACGUGAUGAUUAA
Messenger RNA from Asterias rubens (European starfish), 1285 nucleotides. RefSeq names its product LIM/homeobox protein Lhx2-like. NCBI's taxonomy places the organism in Eukaryota, Metazoa, Echinodermata, Asteroidea, Forcipulatida, Asteriidae. The transcript has 3 exons. Gene Ontology annotation, molecular function: RNA polymerase II transcription regulatory region sequence-specific DNA binding; DNA-binding transcription factor activity, RNA polymerase II-specific. The coding region runs from base 278 to 1285 and encodes 335 amino acids. The record is from RefSeq and is a predicted model, not a curated record. Gene Ontology annotation, biological process: neuron differentiation; regulation of transcription by RNA polymerase II. Gene Ontology annotation, cellular component: nucleus.